Molecule: messenger RNA, 822 nt
Organism: Synchytrium microbalum
Lineage: Eukaryota; Fungi; Chytridiomycota; Chytridiomycetes; Synchytriales; Synchytriaceae
Exons: 11
Coding region: 1-822 (273 amino acids)
Source: RefSeq, a predicted model, not a curated record
AUGGCACACUCGGAACCGAAAUUCACAUUGUAUACUGUUGGCACUCCAAACGGCAUCACUCCCAAGCUGAUUUCACUUUACGCUAAUCAGAGCUCCUUGCUAAAAUUAGAGGCCUCUGCCGCGUUGGAAGAACUAGGUCUUCCUUACAAGGUUUACAAAAUCGACUUUUCAAAGAACGAACAGAAAGAAGAAUGGUUUUUGAAAAUCAACCCUAACGGGAGAAUCCCAGCACUUGUUGACCACUCAGCUCCUGGAGGAGACUUUUCGGUUUUUGAAUCUGGUGCCAUUCUCCAAUACCUUGCCGAUAACUAUGACCCCGACAACAAGCUCCUGCCCGCUGAUCCUUUAAAAAGAUCAGUAGCUAUACAAUGGUUGUACUUUCAAAUGGGAGGAAUUGGACCCAUGCAGGGCCAAGCGUCACAUUUCCAUCGUUUCGCCACUGAAAAGAUUGAAUACGCAAUAAAGAGAUAUCACGACGAGACCCGACGACUCUACACGGUUCUAGAACGUGGGCUGGUGGGCAAACCCUGGUUGGCGGGAGAUGAUUUCACAGUUGCUGAUAUAGCAAAUGCGUCAUGGGUGCUCUUCCAUACGUUUGCCGGUGUAUCCGUCGACGGCCUUCCAAACCUCCAGCGCUGGAUGGCAGAAGUUAAAGAACGACCUUCGUUCAAACGUGGUGCUAAUGUGCCUGACCCUUCACCAAUCUACAAGCCUCCUCCAACUGAAGAGGAAGCGGAAAAGACUGCCGCUGAGGCUCGUGCUUGGGUGCUGAAUUCAAACAAAAAGGAGGCUGUAGAUGACAAGAAAAAUGAUAAGUUAUAG